UCUCUCUCCCUCUGUGAUCAGUGGGUGAGAGGGGGGAGACGAGCUAUCACACUGCAGCGGAUACACCGUGCGUCUCCGGUAAAUUACGCUUCCCUCCCCAUUCAUACACUCACACACACACACACACACACACACACACACACACACACACACAAUGCACACACAUUUCUGAUACACACACAUUAACCACAUCACGCAUGCUUUUUUUUUUUACAUAUCAACCUCUUGGAACAGACACACUGCCCAUGAUCACCACCACCUCUACCAUCAUCACUGUUUUUUGUUUAUUUUUUUUCUUAUUGUGCAAACAGAGUCACCGUCUCGUUGGCUCAUCUCUCUGUUUUCUCCACCUCUCCGCUCCCUGCUGGAUCCCUUCUGGGGGAGGAGGUGGGGGGUAAUAACACGACACCAUUGAGUAAUUCUGCGGCCGUAGCGUUCUGCUUCAUUUCUCGGCUGUUCUGAAUGACGGGCGGAAGGUUCGACUUCGACGAUGGAGGAACAUACUGCGGAGGGUGGGAGGACGGCAAAGCCCACGGACAUGGCAUCUGUACGGGGCCAAAGGGCCAGGGCGAGUACGCCGGCUCCUGGUCGCACGGCUUUGAGAUAGUGGGGGUGUACACCUGGCCCAGCGGGAAUACGUACCACGGCUACUGGUCCCAGGGGAAGCGGCAUGGGCUGGGGGUCGAAACCAAAGGGAAGUGGACUUACCGCGGCGAGUGGAGCCACGGCUUCAAGGGUCGCUAUGGACUGCGACAGAGUCACAAUACACCUGCCCGCUACGAUGGGACGUGGAGUAAUGGCCUACAGGACGGGUAUGGGAUUGAGACCUAUGGCGACGGUGGUACCUACCAGGGCCAGUGGAUGGGCGGGAUGCGGCACGGUUACGGCGUGCGCCAGAGUGUUCCCUACGGCAUGGCAACGGUGAUCCGCUCUCCGCUCCGUACUUCUCUGGCAUCCCUACGCUCCGAGCAGAGCAACGGCACCGUGCUCCAGGACCUCUCGGGUGACACGCCCACCGGCGGCCGCGGCGGGUUCGUCCUCAACUUCCACUCGGACAGCGAGGUGGUCACCGGGAAGAAGAAGGGUCUGUUCCGCCGCGGCUCGCUGUUCGGGAGCCUCCGCCGGCUCCACAAGUCCGAAUCGAAGUCGUCCAUCUCCAGCAAGAGGAGCGCCGCUAUGAGCCGCAUCAGCUCCUCCGACGCAGACGCCAACUCCACCGUCUCCCUGGGCGACGGAGAGCUGCCGGAAGAGGACCUGCUAUUGGAGGAUCACGUGGACGCCACCACCACCGAGACGUACAUGGGGGAGUGGAAGAACGACAAGCGCAACGGGUUCGGCGUCAGCGAACGUUCCAACGGGAUGAAGUACGAGGGGGAGUGGCUGAACAACAAGCGCCACGGUUACGGGUGCACCACCUUCCCCGAGGGCAACAAGGAAGAAGGGAAGUACAAGAAUAACGUGCUGGUGCGUGGAAUAAGGAAGCAGUUGAUCCCGCUAAAGAACCCCAAAACCAAAGAGAAGGUGGACCGGGCCGUGGAGGGGGCGCAGAGGGCAGGCGCCAUCUCCAGGACGAAAGUGGAAAUAGCAGCUUCAAGGACGGCUCAUGCCAGGACGAAGGGAGAGGCCGCGGACCAGGCAGCUCUCUCUGCCAGACAGGAUUGUGACAUCGCUAGGGCCGUCGCUAGGGAGCUGUCCCCAAACUUCCACCAACCAGGUCCUGACUAUAUCAAGCAGGCGUUCAUGGAGCCAGUGGAGAUCCCCAAGGAUCCUCCUGAAGAGGAAGAGAAAGAUCCCACCAGCCCCGCCCAGACCCACGGGCCCACCCCUCCACCCUCGCCCCACAGCAAGAAGAGACAGCACAGCAACAGCGUCUCCACCUCCGCCUCACGCAAGACCAGCAAAGACGAAUCAUCACACAGCCGCAAGGUCAGCAAAGACGAAUCAUCACACGGCCGCAAGGUCAGCAAAGAGGAGAAGCCGGGCCGUAAGAGCAGCAAAGAGGAGCGGCCGAGCAGGAAGCCGAGUAAAGAGGAGAGGGUGCCCAUCGCUGCCGAGCGGCCCACAGCUGCUGCUCCCUCUUCCCAGGUAAUAUACCAGGAGGCUCCAGCUCCAGCCGAACCCCCCAAGGCCCCGGAGCCUAGCCCCACCAACGCACCACCUCCCCAGGCUGCUGCCCCACAGACGGUGGUGGGUCCUGGUAAUGGAAUGGGUCAGCUCCACUCUCAGUACCAUAGCUACUACGUCAAAGCCCCCUCCAGGGGGCCCCUGCCCCCGGAUCCUGAGCCCGAGGAGGACGAGGAGCCCAGUCAGCUGACCCUGGCCAGGAUGGCCCCGCCGCCCCCCAAGACGUUCCGGAAUUUCACCCCCAAGCCGACGCCCACCAGCGAGCAGAGCAAACUCAGGAAGCAGGAUUCGCUGAAACCAAAGAGCCUGGCAGAGACCAGUAUGGAGAUGGCUGAGGGGCAGGACAAAGAUAAUACUCCUAACUCUAUCCUGGUUGCUAUGGUGAUGCUUUUGAAUAUCGGCCUAGCCAUCAUAUUCGUCCACUUCCUGACAUGAUGGUCCUGUGUCUCAGUGAUGCCAUGGCAACUGGUGCAGUUGCGUCUCCAGCCUUUUAAAAAAAUCAAAAUGGUGCCAGUCAGACUCGGAAGCGGCCGGAGGAGCUUGGGAAUCAGCUUUGUGACACAGGAGAGAAACAGGAGAGGCCGGAGAGAAGGACCCGCAGCCUGUCCUGGGCCGUCCGCAGCCCCCGCCUGAUCAUAAUACUCUCCUCUGGGUCCUGUUAAAGAACAAAAUGACGCGUCUGAGGGAGAUAGUAAAAACAAGGAAAACGUAAACACACACACACAGGAAAACAUGAAGUCAUUGAAACACACACGUCUGCUGACCCAAGCAGUGACCACUCCUUCUGUCAAAAUCAAAUCACAUUUUAUUGGUCGCAUGCACGCAUUAGCAGAUGUUAUUGCGGGUGUAGCGAAAUGCUUGUCCUGUCCUUCUGUCCUGUCCUGGCAGGGACACAGAGGGACUGACUGACUGACUUUAACUGGGCCAGUGUGGAGAUGCACUUUCAGAUGACAGGAGCUAACAGCUGCCUUACUGUUUUACCCUCUGACGUCUUCAUGGGGAGAUGUGAGCACGGCGAGGCCAGAGGACUGAGAGAGGUGGGCGUUCCAACGGUCCCACAUUCUGAGUUCUGAGGUUCCAGUGUUCUGAGGCUCUUAACCAACCCCUUUGCUGCAGGAAAGCGGAUGCACCGGAUGUUAGCCGUCAGUGCUAGCGCGGUCAACACCGCCAGUCUUACUCUGUUAACCAAUCACCAUCCCAUCGCAGCUUCCUUUAACUCCUCCCACCUUUACCCAGGAGACCCUGCUUUGACACCCCGCGUGCAUGUUUUUGUUGUAGCUUUAGUUUGGGUUUCUGUAUGUUGGUUACCUGCAGUCAUGGACGUGUAGUUAAAAGAAAAAGGAAAACUAAUACUGAGAUUCCUUUUUAUGUUGGUAUCCAUAACGAUUUCAUUUAAUCAUAAUGAGAAAAUUCUAUCCUAAUUUUAUUAAAUGUGCAAUAUUAUUAUUUAUUUUUAAAAUAAAGAAUAUAUAUUUUGCCAACAACGGGUCUAGUCUAUUGAGCAUUGUAACUGUUAUAAAAACCAGUUUAUUUUAUUUAUCAUACGACAGGAAA
Coregonus clupeaformis (lake whitefish) is the source of this 3678-nucleotide messenger RNA. RefSeq names its product junctophilin-1. Gene Ontology annotation, cellular component: junctional membrane complex; endoplasmic reticulum membrane; sarcoplasmic reticulum. Bases 463 to 2559 code for a protein of 698 amino acids. The transcript is spliced from 6 exons. Lineage: Eukaryota; Metazoa; Chordata; Actinopteri; Salmoniformes; Salmonidae. The record is from RefSeq and is a predicted model, not a curated record.